AUGAAUAAUGUACAUGUUUGUCGUACGCGUAAUCGCAACGAACCAAAAAUGUUCUCGCCAGUAAACUUUUCCAUAACCAAUUAUUCCACGGACGCCCAAUCGAAAGCAAUGAAAAACCCUUUGGGAGACACACUAUUUUUUAACAGUAUUAAUAAUUUGCACUUAAUUCCGGACCCGUUGAAAAAGAAUUUGGCUGAUUCAGUCAUAACAGGGACAAUGGAACAAAGGAAAGAGCGUGAUAAGUUCGAGAAACCCCCACCAACCUCUGAAUCUGGAGCGUUAGGUUCUCUAGGUGGCAUUACCAACUUUUUUUCUGGUGUGUUCAAUGUCAUGACUGCUAUGUUUCAAAAAAGGGCUUCUUCACCCACCACCCAAUAUUAUGAUUGUUUCGACACUGUUGAUGACGGACAAAUGACACCGUCUCUACCUUGGCAGCCAGCCAAGUUUGAGGUUCAAAAUAGGAAUUCGACUCCUAAUUCCAAUGAUAUGGAUAAUAUGACUGUAAUCACUAAUUGCAAGGAUAAAAUAAACAAAGUACACUUAGUCCUCAAUGGAAACAUUCAAAAGUGUCCUGCAACAAUGUAUGUUGAGCCUAAAUCCGUAGAAGACUCAUUUGAAGAUGCAUUUUGCCCAGAAAACAUUGUUCAGUCAGCAAAUGAUACGGUAAUACAAUGUUACACUGCAUAUAAUCAACAUCAGCAAGAAUUACUUGAAGUAGAAGCCCCAGUUAUUAAGACUGAGUUUUGUAAUGAAUCUAUGGAUAUUGUUAAGAUUUUACCCGAAACUGAUAGAAAACAACCAGAUAUGGAUAGGACUGAAAAAGAUUUAAAUACAGUUACUUGCAAUUCAAAAGAAAGAGAAAUUGUAUCCACUUGUGAAGAUAAGUUAAAUAAAUUAAAAGAACUCUUGCAUUGUAAACAUAAACAAAAUCUAAACUCAGUUCAAGAAACAACAGCUAUACCCAUUAAGGGAGUAAUAUCAUCUUCAUUUGGCAAUGAAAUUGAUGCACCUCGAGAAACAAAAAAUAGUUUUGAUGAGGUAAAUGGCAGAUUUUACUCUUCAUCUGUAGACAGUGAUGAUUCGUUUCAAAUUGUAUUCACAGAUCGGAAAAGAAUACCAUCUGAUUGUGAGUCGGAAGAUUCCUUUAUUGUGUUUGAUGAGUCACCAGAUUGUUACACAAAUAUUGAUGUGUUUGGUUCAGAUUCAGAAUCUGAAACAGAAGAUUCAGGUUAUGUUAUGACAUGCCUAAAUCAUUCACUAUCAAGGACUUUUGGAGAUUUAACCGAUGAUAGCUUAUAUGGAAAUGACGUUGUUGACUGUGCUGUACAGCCAGGUCAUGCAGUUGAACCAGAGAAGAUAAAUAUGUCAGAUACCACUCAAAGCAAAAUACUAACAGAGGACAAGAAUCAAAAGCCAUUUAAAAAGGUCCGUUUCUCUACCGACCCACCAAAGGUCCAUGUUAUGAGGGUGUGGGCUUUUGCAGCUCGACAAGCGAGAGCUGGUCACUGGGAAAGACACGCCCUGGACCGGGAUCGAUUUAGACGAAGAAUCGCGGACGUAGAAAUGGGUAUAUCCUGGGUUCUGAAGCCGCAACACCGAACUCGUGUGAUGUUCCAACGCUUUAUGCCUUGGUGGAAUGCUGAAAAGCGAAGAGAAUUAGAGGAAAGAAAAGCUCUUGAAAGCGAAAAAGAAUAUUUAGAAAAGGAGACAGAAAAUAAUAAAGAAAACGUAGCAAUCACAGAUUUUGGUUUAAACGAGAACGAAAAUGCAGGUGAUAUAAAUGAUAAUAUUUCAUUAAAAGAAAAUACAGAUUGUGGUGACAAUAUAUUAUUAAAUAAUAUGAGUGAUAAUGGACUACAGAAUGAUGAAUUACAUACAUUCAACAGCUUAGAUUGCAAAGAUUGUGAUCAAGAAGUCGAAAAUUUUAGUAAAAGCAAUAUGGAGAUGUUAAAACCAAUAAUUGAAGCCGGCCACAAUAGAGAAAAAUGCAAUGAUAUUCAAGAUGGACAGAAAUGUACAGAUAAAGAAGAUAAGGUUAUACAUAUAAAUAAAUUUAUUAAAGAAAACGAAUUUCAAAAAAGGGUAGUAAAUGUUACGGGAAAUACAGAUAAUGGCCUUGAUUCUGAUAUUAAAGUGGAUGACACAUGA
Pieris macdunnoughi is the source of this 2148-nucleotide messenger RNA. Lineage: Eukaryota; Metazoa; Arthropoda; Insecta; Lepidoptera; Pieridae. The record is from the annotation of a GenBank genome assembly.